Messenger RNA from Coniophora puteana RWD-64-598 SS2, 885 nucleotides. Its product is annotated as mitochondrial carrier. Gene Ontology annotation, biological process: mitochondrial ADP transmembrane transport; mitochondrial ATP transmembrane transport. Bases 1 to 885 code for a protein of 294 amino acids. Lineage: Eukaryota; Fungi; Basidiomycota; Agaricomycetes; Boletales; Coniophoraceae. The record is from RefSeq and is a predicted model, not a curated record. The transcript has 6 exons. Gene Ontology annotation, molecular function: ATP:ADP antiporter activity. Gene Ontology annotation, cellular component: mitochondrial inner membrane.
AUGGGUGGCACGGCUGCGUCCAUCUCCAAGACCGCCGCGGCUCCCAUCGAGCGCGUCAAGCUCAUGAUACAGAACCAGGGUGCCAUGCUCGCCGCUGGUCGGCUCGAGCGCCCGUACACUGGCAUCGUCGAUUGUUUCAAGCGCACCGUAGCUGACGAGGGUGUCGUCUCCUUGUGGCGCGGCAAUGGCACGAACGUGAUUCGCUACUUCCCGACGCAGGCGCUCAACUUCGCAUUCAAGGACAACUUCAAGAAGAUGUUCGGCUUCAAGAAGUCGGAGGGCUACUGGACCUGGGUCGCGGGUAACAUCGCCUCCGGUGCCGCAGCAGGUGCUUCAGGAAGCGUCUUCGUCUAUUCCCUGGACUAUGCUCGUACGCGUCUCUCGGCCGACGGGAAGAGCGCUACCAAAGGCGGCUCUCGCCAGUUCUCUGGCCUCGUUGACGUCUACAAGCAGACGCUCAAGUCAGACGGCAUCCUAGGCUUGUAUCGCGGCUUCGUGCCUAGCGUUCUUGGUAUUAUCGUCUAUCGUGGUCUUUAUUUUGGUGGUUAUGACACAGUCAAGGACACUUUUCUGGUUGGAUCCCUCCGAGGCAACUUCUUCGCGAAUUUCGCUGUCGGAUACUGCUGCACCACCGGCGCAGCGCUCGCCGCAUACCCGCUUGACACGAUUCGUCGCCGCAUGAUGAUGACUUCGGGCGAGAAGGUCCAAUACAAAUCGUUUGUUGACGCAGGACGCCAAAUCAUUGCGAAAGAAGGCGCCAAGACACUGUUCAACGGCGCAGGUGCCAACAUCCUCCGUGGAGUUGCUGGCGCUGGUGUCCUCGCGAUCUACGACAAAUUCCAGGAGCUCGCUUGGGGCAAGGUUUAUGCUGCUGGCUCUGGGUAA